Dioszegia hungarica is the source of this 621-nucleotide messenger RNA. RefSeq lists its product as uncharacterized. The record is from RefSeq and is a predicted model, not a curated record. Lineage: Eukaryota; Fungi; Basidiomycota; Tremellomycetes; Tremellales; Bulleribasidiaceae. Gene Ontology annotation, molecular function: protein binding. Bases 1 to 621 code for a protein of 206 amino acids. The transcript has 4 exons.
AUGGCCGUCUGCACGGAUGGUCUCGCCAUACAUCGUUUCCAAUUGUCGGUCGUCCUCGCUAUCGCCGAAGUCUUUGCGGUAUUCGGCGCGGAAUUUAUCUUUUCCACAAACAGCGCGCUGAUUGCGACCGGCGUCGGAUGGCUGCUAUUGGCUUUGGUCGAUCUCAUUUGGAUCCUCUACCUCACAUCCGAAGAGGACUCCCCAUUCUACCGCAUGUUUACGGCGGCUGGAAACGGGGGAUUGUCAGGCUACAACCGGCGGGCGCGGGUCGAGUCUACCGCCAAUGGGUUUGGCGAGUCGCCUAUGCCCAGGCAAAACGCGGGGUACGGCGGGUACGGCUACACACCUACCGGCGUCGACACCACCCCGCAAAAGCCUACGCGACAAGAGUACAGCAUAACCCAGCCGAGCCAGCCGGCUCUUUCGGAAGUCGCAGAGCCUCUCCGUGCGCGCGCCAAGGCAAUGUACGCGUACCAGGCCGAUCCUGCAGACCCCAACGAGGUCAGCUUCAACAAAGGCGACAUGCUCGAAGUGCUCGACAACACUGGCAAAUGGUUCCAAGUCAAAACGCAGGCCGGGCAGACAGGGAUUGCGCCGUCAAACUAUCUUACUCUGCUAUAA